AUGGCUUUCAAAUUCUCUCUCCAACUCCAAGUACUAUUCCUGCUUCUGGCCUGCAUUGCACCUCACGUGAUCUUAGCACGUGAUCUCGGCACCCACAAAUCAUAUCGACGUCUAUUUCCUCAAUAUCUCGAAGGCAGUCGCAAGGGCCACAACAUCCAAGGAAUCCACGACGUCAAGCUUUACCUACAACGUUAUGGUUACAUGAGUGCCAAUAGUGUCCAACCCAACGACAAUGCCUUCGAUGACGCCUUGGAAUCGGGCCUAAAGAAGUACCAACAAUUCUUCAAGCUUAACGUGAGUGGCAUUUUGGAACGGGAGACGUUAGUUCUGAUGUCCCAACCUCGAUGCGGGUGUUCAGAUAUGUUCGACGCUGAGAAUCAUGAGGUUAACAAGGCCAACACUUCUUCUCACUAUACAUUUUUUCCAAGAAAUCGAAAAUGGCCUGCCAACAGGCACUACCUGACGUACGGAUUCAUCCACAACUUCCCGACAAACUUCAUGACGCCGGUGGUUCGAGCGUUUGAGGAUUGGGAUUUCAACACGCUGUUCAGUUUCACGCAAGCGCCGCACGUCCAAGCGGCUAACAUCGUGCUGAGCUUCGAGAGAGGGUAUCACGGCGAUAGGUUUCCGUUCGACGGAAGAUGGGGAGUGUUGGCGCAUGCAUUCGGGCCGAACGACGGGAGAGUUCACUUCGACGCGGACGAGAAUUGGGUGGUGGGGAUGGUGGCUGAUGGGUUUGACGUGCAGAUGGUGGCGCUGCAUGAGCUAGGGCAUGUUCUUGGCCUCAAACACAGCGCCGACAGUCAAGCCAUCAUGUGGCCCUACAUGGAGCCCAAUACGGUCAAGGGCUUGAGUGGUGAUGAUAUUGAGGGAAUUCGUGCCUUAUACCAGUCCUAG
Momordica charantia (bitter melon) is the source of this 897-nucleotide messenger RNA. RefSeq names its product metalloendoproteinase 1-like. Gene Ontology annotation, cellular component: extracellular matrix. Gene Ontology annotation, biological process: collagen catabolic process; proteolysis; extracellular matrix organization. Gene Ontology annotation, molecular function: metalloendopeptidase activity; zinc ion binding. The record is from RefSeq and is a predicted model, not a curated record. Lineage: Eukaryota; Viridiplantae; Streptophyta; Magnoliopsida; Cucurbitales; Cucurbitaceae.